Messenger RNA from Astyanax mexicanus (Mexican tetra), 3054 nucleotides. It is a transcript of the gene c15h10orf88, whose product is annotated as chromosome 15 C10orf88 homolog. The transcript is spliced from 7 exons. The record is from RefSeq and is a predicted model, not a curated record. NCBI's taxonomy places the organism in Eukaryota, Metazoa, Chordata, Actinopteri, Characiformes, Acestrorhamphidae. Bases 77 to 1252 code for a protein of 391 amino acids.
CGGCUCUCGGGUCCUGUGGCUGUAGGUGAGUCAGUCGCAGUGUGAUGAGUGAGAGGCAGCAGCACCUCGGUGCAGGAUGAGUGUGAGUAAAGGAGCUGUAGUGUGUGGAAUCUCCUCGUGGGUCUGCUCCUCCAGCUCUCAGAUCUCAGACAUCAUCACCACUGUACCAGAACCUCAGCAACCCCAACAGCAGCACCAGGGGGGAGAUCAGCAGGAUGUAGAGGAUGAGCUCGGCCCUGCUGCACAGUGGGAACCUGUGUGUUUGGAGCGUGCUGAGGAGGGGUCACCGUGUGUCAUCACGCUGCUGUGUAAGCCUGAUUCGGGGGCUGUUAUCAGCAGUAUUGUGGUGGUGAGUGAGGCGCGCACCGUGGAGGUGUACUCUCUCUCUGGAGAUUACUGCGGUACCUGUCGGGGGGAGGAGGACCACCGAUGGAACAAUGACGGCUCUGAGGAAAAAAGGCCUUUCUACAGGAGUCAGGUGGUGCUGGAAAGUCCUGUUGCAUCCUGCGAAGUAAAGAUGCUUUCUUUGGGUGGGCGCUCAAAUGUAGCUGUGGCCCAACUGGGCGUGGGGUUGCGGUUUCUCCAGGCCACUCACUGUCCGCUGAGCACAAGCCCAGGCAUCGACCUUCAGCGCGUCCAAGCCAUGAUGGAACAGAUGGGCACCACCCUCUCACCAGGAGCACAGAACCUGAUGGAAAUGGUGCAGAUCCAGCAAAAGAAUAAAGCUGAUGUCCUUGGUGGAUUCCUGCCUCUUCUUAUGGGUGGAGGUGCACUGGCCUGUCUGGCCAAGGGCUUGCCAUUCGCCCAAGAGUCCAAAGCUGUGGGAGAAACGGACUCUCAGGGGGCAGAAGCACCGGCAGAUGGAAACCCAGGACAUGGAACCCAUCCUCCUUCCUCCUUCAGCAACCAGAGCGGUGUUCCAGACGCUGUGUCAGCCCUGCUAGCUGCUCAGGCCGGCCAGCAGAGCCCAGUUAGCUCUGACCUCCUUCCUGUGCUGCAGAGCGUGUGUGGUCAGGUCACUCAGCUCCGUCUGGACGCGGUAAACUCGCCGGAGAAGAGGAGGAACGGAGACCGGGAGGACCACAUGUGCUGUGGAGGUCUAGAAAAAGCUAUGGAGAAGGUUGUGGAGAAACGCAUGGAGGAGCUGGAAAAGAGACUGAAGGAGCACAUGGACCAGCGGCUGGACGCCCUUCAGCAGAAACUAGAGCUCACGCUUAAGCAGGCCCUCACACACAUGCCCAACCCUGAAUAACCACCCACUGCUCUAUUAACCAGGAGACACUAAAUUAGCAUGAACUCCUAAUAACACAGUGGGUUUUGCUUUUUAUCAGGGGAGGCCUGACUCUAACAGCAGUGGUUUGAAGGAGCGAACUGUUGCUAACCUUUUACCGUUUGACUUUCAGAGAUAUGGCUAAUUGCUGCAGACCUUCACGGUUUGAUUAACUCCAUUGUGAAACGUUUGAGAAGCCAUGUUGGCUCAAAAUGCAGAGGAGACGCUAAUCUGCACUAACGGUCACUGACUACGGUUUGUUACUGAAGUGAUUGGAGCUAAGUGUUCACUGACUGUUCACAGUGAGUGGUAAACGCAGACUUAAGCUGUGCACUAACUGUUCAUUCACAACUGUCAUUGUGUUUGCUUUAGUUUUUUUGUGUACCUGACUCAGAAUAUAUUACCGUCCAUGUGUAUUUAUCAAUGCUGCUAUGUAGGGCUGGCCCGAACAGCAUUUUACACCCAUUAAAAAACUCAGGAUUUCAGUUCAAAAGCACAAAUGGCUUUACCUUUUAAAGUUAACUGUAAUGUUAAACGUGUUUACCAGUUAUUUUCAGUUGGUGGCAGUUUAAUGCAAUUAAUGUGGCUGAAAAAUGAUAAUUACCAAAUAGAGAAGUGCAAAACCAUUAUAACAAACCAAAAGAUGAUGUAUUGUGUAUUGAAAUAAUUCGGGCCAGCCUUACCACUUUAAAACUCUUUAAAACUUGUUUCUUAUAUGACAUUGACUCUAAGCAUACUUCUGCUCCUAUUAACACUUUGUAAACCUGUUUUUCAUGCUUCUGGUUACUGCACUGAACAUGCUGGCAGCCAUCUCGUUUCUGAGAUCUGUACCCGGCUUCUCUAAAUUCAAUUUUCACAUUUACUAAACUCUUCAGUUGAAUGUCAGGUUGAAUCUAAAGUGUUAAAGCAGGUAAAAAAAGAAAAAAAGGGAAUCUGCUGUUUUGGUCAUCAAAGGUUUUUAUUUGAAAGAACUGUCAUUUAAAACGUUGUCAUUCAUGUGUUUUGACUUGAUUUGUCGUUGAUGUUCUCUUAAUUAAUGGUUUUCAUAAAACAACUAAGGACAAAAAAAAGAUGAAUUACUGUUAAUAAAGUUUAACUUAAUCUGUGUGAAAUCUUUUACUCUCCUAGAACCUCUCAAAUUAAAUUUUUUCCCCAAAAUUCUGCAGAAUUACUGUAUUAAACAAACUCGUUAAAAGCUGCUGAGGCUGUGCAUUAAACCACAUACAGUACUAGUACUAUACUAAACAAACUGGGGUAUGUUCUAAUGUGCUAAUGGUGGUAUUCUAUGCUCCAAAUUUACUUCACAGGUGUAAAAAAAAAAACACCCAUAGACAUGUAUCUAGUUUCUGACUGAGUGAUUGAUAAAUAAACUAAGCCAUAUCUAUUACUUCCAUAUGCAGCUCUGGAAAAAAAUAAGAGACCACUUAAAAAUUAUGAGUUUCUUUGAUUUUACCAAAUUGAAAACCUCUGGAAUAUAAUUAAGAGGAAGAUGGAUGAAAAAAAGCCAUUAAACCAAAGUGAACUGCUUGAAUUUUUGCACCAGGAGUGAAAGCAUAAAGUAAUCCAAAAGCAGUGUGUAAGACUGGUGGAGGAGAACAUGCUAAUACGCAUGAAAACUGUGAUUAAAAACCAGGGUUAUUCCACCAAAUAUUGAUUUCUGAACUCUUAAAACUUUAUGAAUAUGAACUUGUUUUCUUUGCAUUAUUUGAGGUCUAAAAGCUCUGCAUUUUUUGUCAUUUCAGCCAUUUCUCAUUUUCUGCAAAUAAAUGCUCUAAAUGACAAUA